AUUCGCACUGGAGUGGGUGCCAGACUGCGACGGAGCAGAAGGGGAGGGAAGGGAAGCCGACGAAAGCGAAGGCGAACAACGGGACGAUGAUCGCUUUCCUCAAUCCAUAGCAAAGGAUCGAGAAGGGAGGAGAGGAGUAAAGUCGGGAGGGCAAACCAGAGAGGUGACAAAGGGCACCGAUUCGCCUCCUUUGGCUUUAAUGACAGUGAAAGCAACCAUAAAAGGAAGAGAAAGCGGCAUUCCCUCUCAUGGCGCUCGGCCCCUCUCGUUUGCCCAAAAAGAUGAGCACGGGGUCUUGUCGGUAAGCCGCCUACGGCUUUUUCCAGUUCGUGGCUCAGAUACCGGUUUCCCCUUCAUGCCCUUCCCCCACCCGUGAGUGAGAGAUGUGGCGAGAGUCUUGCGGAUUUCCGUGAACCCUAGACCCUGCAUAUGGUUUUUCCAAUUGAGUUAACGUCUCGCUGACGUUUGAUAUGGUAAAGAUAUUCCCUUUUGACUGCCUCUUAGUUAUAUUAGGGGGCUGGAUUUGAUGCAAUUGAGAAAGGAGCGAGCUUUGUAAGAUAUUGCACCACUGCCUUCAUUGUAGCUUUAACGUUGGUGCUGGUCUUUUGAAAUGAGUGGUCUUUCAUCACUUCUGUGAUAGUGCUUGCACCAGCUCUGCUUCAACUCCUUGUUUGCCGUGUGCAGCUCCAAGUAGAAGGAAUUGGUGGAAUGAAGAAACUGAUCUGAGCAAAUAAGCUACGUUCAGAAAUGGCUUCUGUGAUAUAUCAUCCUUCGUGCCUUCUUAUCCUGUCCAUGAUUUUGAUCCUUAUCCCAUACACAAACCAAUUGCAACCAUCGGAAGUCUUGUCCCUCCUGCGAAUCAAGCGGCUUAUUAACUACCCACCUAUUCUAAGUAGGUGGAACAUCGAGACAGACUUCUGCAGUUGUGAAUCAAACCCAUAUUUAACAGUUGUUUGCUAUGAAGAGAGUGUAACGCAGUUACACAUAGCAGGCAAUGGAAGUUCUCCGAUUCUUCCUCAAAGCUUCUCCAUUAACUCCUUAUUUGCUGCUCUUUACAAGCUGCCCAACCUGAAGGUCCUCUCUUUAACAUCACUAGGCCUAUGGGGUCCCCUACCUGGCAAGAUUUAUCGGUUAUCUUCUCUUGAAAUUCUCAACAUGAGCACAAAUUAUUUGUAUGGGUCAAUUCCUACGCAAGUUUCAAGAUUGAUAAAUCUCCAAACGUUGAUACUUGAUCAUAACAUGUUUAGUGGACGUAUUCCAUAUUUGUUAGGAGAUCUUCCACGAAUGACCGUGUUUAGAUUGAAGAACAACUCUCUCAGUGGCUCUCUGCCUGAUUCAUUUAGCAGAUUAAAGUCACUCAGAGUGCUUGUUUUGUCGUCCAAUAUAUUGUCUGCAGAGUUGCCAGAUCUCAGCAAUUUGACAUACCUUCAAGUUCUUGAUUUGGAGAAUAACUACUUUGGACCACGAUUUCCAAGCUUGGGAAGGAAGCUAAUAACACUUGUGUUGAGAAAGAACAAAUUUUCUGGCGGCUUGCCUGCUGAAGUAAAUAGUUACUAUUUUCUGGAAAAAAUGGACAUAUCUUCCAAUAGGUUUACUGGGCCUUUCAUGCCAGCAUUGUUGUCUCUCCCUUCACUUCACCAUCUUAGUAUUUCUGGGAACAGGUUUACUGGACUGCUUCUGCCAAGUAUGCCAUGCACCGAUGAGCUUGAAUAUGUGGAUUUGUCAUCAAAUCUUUUGACUGGGAGCCUGCCUACAUGCUUGAUUUCAAACUCAAAGAAUGUGGUUCGGUAUGCGGCAAAUUGUCUUGGGACUGAGGAUCAGAGCCAGCAUCCAUUCUCAUUCUGCCAUACCGAAGCAUUGGCUGUGGGAAUAGUAUCUCACAAAAGGAUGAAUACAUCAGGUGGCAAAAGAGCUUUUCUUAUUGUGGUCAUCGGAGGCAUUGUCGCAAGCAUUUCUCUGGUGAUGAUGGUUUUCUUUGCAAUUAGAAGAGCUAAGAUCAAGCAGACAACCAAAAAAAAUCCAAGGAGUACAUCAGAGCUUGCUUCAGUGGGGUAUUCUACCCAAUUUUUCCCUGAUGCAAGUCAUAUGCUGCAGACACUUGACAUUCCACCAUACAGACCUUUUUCAUUGAAGGAGCUUGAAGAUGCUACAAAAAAUUUUGACACAUCAAGUUUCAUUAGAGAAGGUCCUUAUGGUCAGAUGUACAGAGGAAAACUUAAAGAAGGUACCUUGGUGGCAAUAAGAUGCUUGAAGCUGAAAAAGGCUCAAAAUCCUCAGAUCUUUGACCGUCACAUUGAACUGAUCUCAAAGUUUAGACAUCACCAUCUAGUCAGUGCCCUUGGUCAUGGGUUUGAGUAUUAUCCCAAUGAAUUCUCUGUCAGCCGAUUGUUUCUUGUUUUCGAGUUCGUCUCAAGUAGAACAUUAAGAAGCAACGUUUCAGAGGGAGUAGAUAGUGAAAAGCUCACAUGGAUGCAGAGGCUAUCUGCUGUGAUUGGUAUUGUGAAAGGCAUUCAGUUUCUACACGGAGGUAUGAUGCCUGGUAUGUUUGGAAAUCAGCUUAAAAUCACAAAUAUCCUUUUGGAUCAGCACCUCGUUGCGAAAAUUGGCAGCUACAAUCUACCGACUCUAGCAGAGGAUAUGAAUUGCGAGCUGAUAAGAAAUUCUUCAUGUGGUUUACAAGAAACCAACGAAAGAUCUAAGUGCUUGGAUAAGGUUGACAUCUACGAUCUUGGUGUCAUCUUACUCGAGAUUAUAACUGGAAAACCAAUCAAAUGCGUCGGAGAGGCAGGCAAAAUCCAGAAUCAGCUACAAGAAAGCGCGACACUAGAAAUGGCAAGGAGGAGCUUUGUGGAUCCUGCAGUGAGCAACUCAUGCAACGAUGAAUCUUUGACGACGGUAAUGGGGAUUUGCUUGAGAUGCCUCUCCAAGGAUCCAACUCAGAGACCUUCGAUCGAGGAUGUGCUGUGGAACUUGCAAUUUGCUAUUCAAGUCCAAGAAUCACCAUCUCCACCAUCCCUGAUUCACUCACCACUUGAAUUCAAUUGCUGACUCCAUUGUCAAAUGUUAAAUUAUGGCACCUAUUCAGUCACUUGCUACUGCCCUACAUAGAUCUCCUAACUGUUGCAGUACUCUGUAUGUUGUUGAUAGUGCUAAAUUAUACAUUUAUUAUAAGGUGUAAAAGCCAUUCAGAAAAUCAGUUUUAGGAUCUGACAGAAAUUUGGAGCUUAAA
Molecule: messenger RNA, 3229 nt
Organism: Zingiber officinale
Lineage: Eukaryota; Viridiplantae; Streptophyta; Magnoliopsida; Zingiberales; Zingiberaceae
Product: probable inactive leucine-rich repeat receptor-like protein kinase At3g03770
Exons: 8
Coding region: 748-3048 (766 amino acids)
Biological process (GO): protein phosphorylation
Cellular component (GO): membrane
Molecular function (GO): protein kinase activity; protein binding; ATP binding
Source: RefSeq, a predicted model, not a curated record